Metarhizium acridum CQMa 102 is the source of this 1173-nucleotide messenger RNA. NCBI's taxonomy places the organism in Eukaryota, Fungi, Ascomycota, Sordariomycetes, Hypocreales, Clavicipitaceae. The record is from RefSeq and is a predicted model, not a curated record.
AUGUGGUUCGGUGCUGUUACCGUCUUGUCCGUGCUGCCAUUGCUGGCCUCGGCAGCACCCGUGACGGAUACCGAGCCCAAGAUUGACUAUGAUGCAAUCAUUGUUGGGGGCGGUCCGUCUGGGCUGGCUGCUCUGAGUGCCUUGGCACGUGUUCGUCGCAAUGUCUUGCUGGUAGACUCGGGUGUAUACAGAAAUGGUCCUACAAGACACAUGCACGAUGUUUUGGGAUUUGACGCCCGGAAACAAAUAUCCCAUUAUGACACUGUUUCCAUGACCAACGGAACUGUGACCAAGAUCACAGCACAGGAGAACAACACCUACUUUACCGUAACCGGUACUUACCAGGACAACGAGGUGAAGAAUCUGACGGCCCGCAAGGUCGUCCUCGGCACUGGGCUCAAGGACCUCCUCCCCGAAACUCCCGGUCUCGGCGAGAACUGGGGUAAAGGAAUCUACUGGUGCCCCUGGUGCGACGGCUACGAGCAUGCGGACCAGUCCAUCGGUCUACUCGGUCCCCUCACAAGUGUCCCCGGUACGGUUCGCGAAAUCCUCACUCUCAACAAGGACAUCAUUGCCUUUGUCAAUGGCACCGACACCCCUUCCAACCGUGAAGCCACUGAGAAGAGCAAUCCUCGCUGGCAGGAUUACCUCAAUCUACACAACGUAACAGUUGAGAACCGCACCAUUGCAUCAAUAGAGCGCCUAAAGAAUGGCUCCAACCCCAACGCCGACCCCAGCCUGCCCUCGUACCCGGAGUACGAUCUCUUCCGUGUCUACUUCACCGACGGGGUCUCUGUCACCCGGGCCGCCCUCCUAGCCAGCUUCAAGAGCGAGCAAUACUCAAAAGUCGGAGAGGAAGCCGGCGUUGUAUUGUACGGCGAGAAACUAGGUGUUGACCCUACAAAGGGUCUUGUCACCAGCGUCCCUGGAAUCUACGCCGUUGGCGACUGCAACUCGGACAAUUCGACCAACGUGCCGCAUGCGUUGUACAGCGGGAAGAGGACCGCCGUCUUUUUACAUGUGCAAUUAGAAAGGGAGACUGCCAACGCGGAGCUGGCUGGCUUGAACAAGACAUUGCAUACACGAAAUGUUCACGAGGAGGCCCGUUCUCUUUGGGAUCACAUGAACGGCGACAAGGACGAGUUGUUGUACGCCGGGCCUUUCGAGCAGUAA